This is a messenger RNA of Daphnia pulex (common water flea), 5725 nucleotides long. RefSeq lists its product as uncharacterized. Gene Ontology annotation, molecular function: actin filament binding; beta-catenin binding. Gene Ontology annotation, biological process: cell migration; cell-cell adhesion. Bases 173 to 2557 code for a protein of 794 amino acids. The transcript has 17 exons. Gene Ontology annotation, cellular component: adherens junction; catenin complex. NCBI's taxonomy places the organism in Eukaryota, Metazoa, Arthropoda, Branchiopoda, Diplostraca, Daphniidae. The record is from RefSeq and is a predicted model, not a curated record.
GAAAAUGGCAACAUCGCGCCAUCGAACAUGUUUUUGAAGUUUAAAAACGGAGGAGUGGGUUCGUCAAUUUUCUGAGUUCUGACGUUUUUUUAUACAGAAAAGAGCUUCCAGUAUUAAAUAUCAACAACAUAACUUUUUGCUUACACCUAAUAAGUUUAUAAAAUUUAAAUAUAUGAUGGAGGAUUUGGCUGAUGGAAUCAAGACAAAAUCUCUUACAAAUGCAUUGGAAUUACUCACCGAGCAAGUAUUAGAAAUCAGCUCAUUGACAACAAAAGAUUUGGAAGAAAAGCCCCAUCUGAGACAGAGCUUAGAACAUCUCUCAGAUGGCAUCAGGUUAUCAACCCAACAGCUUUGUGAGCUUCUCGCUAGGAAAUUAAAGAACCUUAACCCUUCAAUCAACACUUUUGAAACAUUCAAGGAGAUGCUAAUGACAGCAGAAGAAGCAGCAACAUAUUCUCUUUGGCUUACAGCAGAUGAAACAAGUUUGGAAACAUUCCAGGAGAAAAUUGCUGGGCUUUUAGAAGUUCUUUUAAGGAUUUUUGUUUUUUGGGAUCAGCAGCUCAUUAAAAGUUUUCAAUAUUCCAUCAACUACUUAAAAGAACCUCUUUAUAAUAUGAGGAACACACAGUUUCUUCAUGAAAUUCUGUCUUUAUACAAAGAAUUCAUCAUACGGUUUGGAAGUUUCUCUGAAAAAUUGUCUCAUCGUAUUCAAGAUUUACUUGAUCACAAGUUGCAAAAUGAAUUCUGGAUUCACCUCAAUUGCAUUCGCAAAUUAGUAACUUCCUUUGCUGAAGUUAUCAAGAACAUAGCUUGCUAUCCCUGGAGCAAACAUAGCAAGAUUUCGAAGGAGUUUGUCGUGAAAGAGUUGGUUUCGUUGCUUGACGAGAUAAGCGAACUUCUUGGUUUAGAGCAGUCAGCUGAAGAUAUUCGCGAUGGCACAUCUUUCCUUGGCGCUAUUGACGACGUAUUGGAACAACUUGAACGUAGUCAUUUUGAGGACGAAGAAAUGGGUUGGCGAAUGAAUCUCAUUCUGCAGCACGCCAUGACCGUAUCCAAGUUUUCGUGCGAAGAAGAUCGGAUUCAGAUAACACGCAAUUCGCAACGUGUUUUGAAUGAAUAUCGGUCACUACAAUCUUUGCUACACAAUUUAGAAAACUCACCCAGUGAUAUAUCACUGGCCGUCGACAUUUUCCGUGAUUUCUUGGAACUCAUGGAACAGAGUGUCAACCAUUCUUUGCUUAGAAUGAUGGUCGAGAAUUUAUCUAUUUGCACCGAACCGAUACGAAGACUCAUACACCAAUGUCCAAUUAAAAAUAACGAGUUGGAUUCAUCACGAGAUACUUCUGACCUCGCAGCUGAAGUGGAAGAAUUUGACAAUGUUAUGGAACGGGUCUUACAAACCUGUUUUUUUGCACUGUCAUCGACCGCAGAUCUUCCAAAAAUUCAAGUAAUUAGAUGCGCUCUUAAGCUCCUUGAAUCACUUGAAGCUGAAAUGGUACCGGCAAUUUACAGUUGCUACUUGGAUCCUACGAACAAAGCAGCGAGUUGCCACCUACAAUUUCUAUGGCGUUCCUUCCAAGAGCACUGCACGCACAUGCAAACUAGCUUGGAUUCUAUCGCCGAUCCCAUUGCUUUCUGUCACGUUGCAGAAAAGGUUUUGAAUAACCACAUUACUGAACUUAGAAAAAAUGUUUACGUCCAGGACGUGGUAUUACUUGAACGUCACUGUCGCCCGAUUGUACUGAUCACCACACGAUGUUUGGCAAUUGUAGAAGGGCAAAAUUGGGACGAUGCAACUAAAGCUAAAAUUUAUCUAAAGGAAGUUCAUCUUGCCCUUCGGGAGUUUCGUGGUGCUGCCUUGUUAGCGGUAGGAAACGUCAGCGAUCUUAGUGGUCAUAGAUCGAUGUUGAAGAGAGCCGAACUCGUGCUCAAAUACCUAAUGAAGUGCAUUGAUUCAAUGAAGCAAAUGCAGGAAUCUGAACUGCAUCUAACAGUACAAGAAACUUUAAGAAACGAAAUCAAGGGCACUCCAUCCAUCAUGCUAUUCCCAGAUGACGUCAUUGAUUUACCCUGUGACCCAGUGAAAAGUGUACGGGGUACAACUCUGUUAUAUAAUCCCAACUCAACACGAAUUGGACGCUUACCCAAACGGAAAAUUCUCCAUUCAAAUUACUGCCAAGAAACAAGUGAGCAAGAUGUAUCAGAAAUGUCUCGCUUCAUCGAUACAAAACAAACUUGGAGAACUCGUUGCACUACUAUACCUACAAGAGAGGAAUCCAUUCUGGAUAUGGAAGUGAAACACGAAAUUUCUAAUAUUUCAGAAUCUUUCGAUUUGACAAAUCUUUUGGAAGAGCUCUCUACACUGGAAGGAACGCUGAAAUCUACUCAAUCUAGCCAAAUUUUCGCGGUCGAGUCUCAGGAACAAUUCACUCCAUCCGACACUCACAGUAAAGCUACUCCAUUAAGUGUAAGUAUAAGUACUCCACAGCGACUUAGAGAUUUACAAAUUGUAUCAGAGCGUCUCGCUUUGCUUCGCAAACAAAAUUUCAAUGCGUAACCUCUAGGUUGAGUGGAUUUUCUUUAUUGCUGGAUUUUGCAUUUUAACGUCAUCGUUUAACAUGUGCACUUCAUUAUUCGUUGCUACUUUUUUCAUGUUUUGGGGCUCUCGACCCAAAAAUAAGGCUUCCGACCCUUACGUUUGUGCUUCCAAGCUCAAUCUAAAUAGUUUACAGGAAUGAUUUCAAAAAAUAAAUUUUUUUCCUUCAAAUUUUGGCAUGAAAAUUACCGCAUGUUCGUAGUCGGAAGACAUUCCCAUUGAUAAUUCUAAAGACUCUUUUGGUAAAUCAGGGAUGCAAAUGAUUUCCUUGUGACAUUCAAUCAUUUUCUAUUGGAAGUAAACAAAAAUUAGUAUUAUUUUAGCAAUAAUUAUAGAUACCGCAAACCUUACAAGAAAAUCUGGGUUAGGUCCCAAAGAAACGUCAUGAUUAGAGGCGCCAAUUGUCAUCAAUCCGCAAAACUCUAAUUCUGAACAUUUUUCUAUUAUGAAUUUGGCCAACUUAAUAGCUUCAGAAGGCUCAACUCCAUUUUUGCCUGUAAACAUUGAAGAAACAAAUAGUAAGCAUGCAGUAUGAUUUUUAAAUUGUCUUGUUUAAUUUACUUUCUUCAUCACUGGUCUUAACCUGCACCAUAACUUUCAGUUUCUCCAUUUUAUUAAGUUUUACCCAGGAUUUGUUUAAAGCAUCAGCUAUUUUAACUGAAUCAAUUGUUUCUACCAUGUACAAAUUUUGCACAGAAGCCAGUUUCUUCAUUUUGUUACUUUGCAGAUGGCCAAUCAUAUGCCAACGAAUGUCUGGGCACUCUUCCAAAAUCUAGGAAUGGUACUACUCAAUUUAGAUUUAAAACAACAGUAAUAAUUCAAGUAUAUCAUUAAUAAAUUUACAGACUUUUGGAUCAGUUGAUUUUCCUCCCAGCUCUGGAAUAUAGUUCUCUCCAAAAUGUCUUUGUCCACCAUGAUAAGCCUCAAUGACAUCAUCAACUGGUUUAGUUUUUGAAACAGCUACUAAUGUAGGUGCUUUAAAAGCGGCCGCCUAUAAGGAAAAUGAAAAAUUCCGUUUAUAGAAAAAUUCAGGUUAAAGCAAGACAGUAAAGUACAUACCUCUUGGACUCUUUUCAAAGAGGCUGCCAUCAUUUUGGCUUUUACAAAUUCCAGGUUUUCUUUUAUGUAUUGUGAAGUUGUCAUUUUUCUAUUGCUUUGAAUUUGUAAGGCAAUUGGUUUAAACACCCACAAAUUCAAGGACUGGCAGUGACGGAAAUUAUAAAAUACCAUGAAUGAGACUACACUUAUGUAAUCACUUUUGAAACACUUGACAUAAUUUCGUCUGCAAUUGAACCGUCAGUGUUGCAUGACAUUUUCCAUCACCUUGUUCAAGUUAAUUUGAAAAAUUUGUUCUAUUUUAAUUAUACAUGAAAAUAAUCAAUUACAAUUCAGUAACAACGUAAACAGGAGAAGCGUUUAUGAUAUUUACAGAUUGACCAGAUUGACAGUCAUCGGAGUUUCGGAGAUCCGACUCAUCGCAAAUGUUGUUCAUCUUUAUCAAACUGCUCAUCGCACUUUAGUCGUGUCUAGUUUUCGGCUUCUCAAGGAAGAGUGGUGUCACGUCUUAUCUGCCGCAGUACAAGGGUUCCGUUGCAAUCGAGCGAUGUCAGGUGGUUCACGAGGCAUAGUGGCUCUUUUCAAAUCUACGGAUGAAACUACUUCUAAUGACGAUCGCUACUUAUCCAUUCUAGAAGAGAACAACUUUAUAGGAAUGUUGGUCCCAACACUCUCAUUUCAGUUUCAAACAGAACAUCUAAGAGAAUGUCUUAAUCAACCGGAAAAAUACUCAGGAAUGAUAUUAACGAGCCAGAGAUCUGCAGAAUCUGUUAAUAAAGCUUUUGCUGAUUUGUCUGAUGCAUGGAAAGAGAAGCGACACUAUUGUGUUGGUAUUAAAACCGCAGAAACGGCUGCGACGCUUCUUGGCUUAAAGAAUCUGGCAGGACAAGAUUGCGGAAAUGCAGCGAAUCUCAGUUCAUUAAUAGUGCAGGGUUUGACAGAAAAAUAUUUUUUUAUUUAUAAAUUUGUAUACUAUCAUUUAACAUAUAGAAUUUCAAAAUGGUUAUCUCCCGCUGCCACUCCUAUUUCCGUGUAGUAGCUUAAAGAUGGAUACUCUUCCGCGAACACUAGCAGAACACGAUGUAUCCAUUGAAAUAGUAAACAGCUACGUGACUGUUCCCCACCCACUUUUACAGGACUUUGUUCUUCAACUGUCCCAUAAAGUACCUGAUUAUCUAGUUUUUUUUAGCCCUUCUGGCGUGAAUUUCAGUUUACCAUUCAUUCGGGAAUUGGGCUUAAUCGCCAAUUCUAAAAUUAUUAGCAUAGGUUCUACUACAGAACGUGCUUUGCAGGAUUCCAACAUUUCCGUUAGCCGAGUUUGCAGAAAACCAACUCCGGAAGAUUUCAUUGCAGCAAUUAAUUCUUUAUCUUAACAAAAUUCUUUACAAGAAUCCUGCCUUAUAUCCUUUCACAAUGUUUUGCGUAAUCAAAAUAAAAUAGGAAGUUCGGCGACUAACCACGAGAGGGAGUCGUGUUUGUUAUUGUGAUUAGACAUUUGCUUGACAUUAUUGCAACAGCAGACAACAGUCGACGUUAGAAAGUGAUGCUGACGAGUUGCAAGUGACCUUGUUCGUUAUGCCAUUAGUUUUAUAGAUUUGAAUUUGAAUUUGAAAUCAUGGUCUACAUAUCUUCAGGUGGGCAACUUGUCCAGAACGAUGGCGGUUGGUCAAUCCAGAAAGUUAAGAGAACAUUCUGGAAUUUCAUUGACGGAGUUCUUUUAUUCUUUCAAACUCUUGUAAGCCCUGGGUCUAACCGAAGAGGUAGUAGAUAUGUCACCCAGUAUGGCACACCAGGAGCAAGUGGUAGUGGCACCCAAAGACGUAUAGGUAGACCAGGAAAUGUCAGUGGAGUUGCUGCACCACCUUGUGGAACAGGAGGAGGAUGAGGUUAAAGUUGAGAUCAUGACUUUACCAUCAUUGGUCUCUUUGAAUCUUUUCACAUGGCUAGACUUGCUUCAUUUAUUGAGCAUAAUGAAAUGGUUGUGUUAAACCCUUCUUUUAGGGAGAACUUCCAUGGAUAUAAGUAAUGGCUGUGUGAAUAUUACAAAUACAUUCAGAAUUUUUAUUUGUGAAA